ACUUGAUGUUGAAAAGGUUCCAAUAUGGCUAAAUUACAUUCCUUUUAUUGUGACAAAUGCAAACAAUUACAUUAUCCAAGAAAUAUCAGAGGAACAAUUGGUUGAUGCUUUACAUGAUUAUGGAGAUAGGUUAUUUUCUGGUGAGGGAAUUUUUGAUUUUGAAGAUACUGACAAUAAUGACAUAGUGAUGGUGAUAAUAUAA
Molecule: messenger RNA, 202 nt
Organism: Entrophospora candida
Lineage: Eukaryota; Fungi; Glomeromycota; Glomeromycetes; Entrophosporales; Entrophosporaceae
Source: the annotation of a GenBank genome assembly